Anolis carolinensis (green anole) is the source of this 5407-nucleotide messenger RNA. RefSeq names its product IQ motif containing H (gene iqch). The transcript is spliced from 20 exons. The coding region runs from base 46 to 3288 and encodes 1080 amino acids. NCBI's taxonomy places the organism in Eukaryota, Metazoa, Chordata, Lepidosauria, Squamata, Anolidae. The record is from RefSeq and is a predicted model, not a curated record. Gene Ontology annotation, molecular function: protein binding.
GCGGUGACGUCACUCCGGGGGCGUGGCCUCGGCCUCUGAGGCGCCAUGGCGGGCGAGAUAGGCCGCGUCCUGGUCCAGGUGCAAGAAGACCUGCAACAACUGAAGACGAAGCUGCGAGAGGUCGGCCACGACUGGGACGGAGCUCAGACAUUUGAAACCGCAAUCGAAAGGACCGAGAGUGGACUGAGGAAACAAGCUGAGAAGUAUUUAAGUGCCGUAAACAGAUCUGUUCUAACUAUUUCCAGAACGGAUGGUGAGCUACUGAGCCCAAGACACAGUUCCAGACGGGGCAUUCCUUUGGAGACAUCUCAGGCACACAUCAUAUUAACAGCGAGGCCGGCCAAUGCAGUUGCCAUCACCCGGCGUGGCCGGCUACCCCUGCACAUGUCUACGGGAUCAAAGCACAAGCUUUCAAUGGCGUUGAGGGUUUUGUGUGACCCGCGAAAUCCCUGCAACCGGAGCGUCCUGAACGAGAACUAUGGGGUCUCUUUGCCAUGGAUUAAUCGGAGGAAGACGUCUCCAGCUCCGACCCAGAAAGUAGCCAAAGGGGUCACGGUCAGCAGCCUCCCGGUUGCCCCGGCCUCCUUCCACUUGCACAAGGUCUCCUCCCUCCUGCCCGUCUCCCAAACGGAUUCAGAGAAAGGCAUCCUGAGUCUAGUUGAAAGGGGCCUGAUCCCACGUGCUGCCCGGAUUACACUCGAGAAGCCUCCGGUUCUUCCCAGGCCUGUUCCUCUUCAUGAAUUUCACACAAAGCAUCAAAGAACGGGUGCCGACAGUAAGAAGGCGGAAGGGGCACCUUACCCGUCCGAAGACGAGGCCCGCACCUCCAGUUUUGCAAGCAAAGAUAGCAAAGAGAAGGGCAACAUCGCCCCCCCUCCGUCCUGCAUCUCCUUCCUUCCUUCCAAGAAGUCCAGGGAGCGACUGGGACUGUCCCCACUAAAGCAGGAGUCGGCCUCUUCUUCUGCCUUGCUGCCAAAGGCCUCCGAGAUGAUGCUGGCCCAGUCCUUCCAGAAAGUCGUGUCGGAGUUUGACAUCCAGGUCCGCAACGGGGUCCUGGACUACAGUUCUUCGGACCUCCAGGGGCUCAAACGGCACUGCUGCCUGUUCUGGGGAGGCAUCCUCUCCUUCCUGGAAAAGGUGGGCAACCUCCUCAAGGACUACGCCGUGCCCUACGCCAUCAUCCGGGGACGGAGAGUGAUGGAGAUCGCCCCGGACUUUGAGCUGAACCAGCGUCCGACCCGGGAGGACCUUCUCUCGGUCAUCAGGGAUGCCUUGGCCAUCAGGAAGCUCCUGGGCCGGCCCGGCCAGAGGUACAAGGGCCAAAACGGGCGUCAGGCGGCGGCCACCAAGAUCCAGGCCACGUGGAGGGGUCACAAGCUGCGGAAGGCCUACAUCCAGUUCCGGCAGCACCAGUGGGCCACGGGGGUGAUUGCCAUCCCGUGGCUUAUCCACAUCCACAUGCGCCGCGUCAGGAAGAUCCUGAAGGAAGCGCGGCAGAGGCACCUGGAGAACUUCCACCUCCGGGCCAAGCAUCUGGCCGCCAACUGGAGUCGCAUCAGGACCUCGAGGAGGACCAUUAUCCACGUCCCAUCAUUAGGUUAUGCCCAUAGUGUGCGAGAGGCGACCCGCGAUUUUGCCAUCAAGCAGGGAUCUCAGAUUGGAAGGCUGUGCGAAAUACAAGAUCCUAAUGUGGACGUCAUCUACGUUUGCCCCUUUGAGAUGAGCGAGGAGAUGCAGGACUAUUACAAGAGGCUCCUGGGACUGCAGACGGCCGUUAAAUCCGGGAACCCCGAGGACAUCGCUGACCUGCGGGACCGGUUCAAGAUCCUCACCCCUGAAGCCAUCCACAGCUUCCCCGGCCGGCCCAUGUCCCUGGCCACCUUCCUCAAGUACAGCCCCAGGACCCUCCAGAGGAUCCGGCGUCUGAUCCAGGGCAAGGCGGCCUACCUGGUCGGAGGGCUCCUUGGUCAAGACGAUCUGGAAGUGGCCGACACCUUGGACCUCCCCGUUUUGGGCUCCAGCCCGGAAGUGUCCCGUCUCUACAGCUCCAAAUCCGGAAGCAAGAGGAUCUUCAAUGCCGCUCAGGUCCCGGUGCCACCAGGCCGGUACGACAUCUACAGAUGGCAGCAGGUGGUGGAGUUCCUGAGCCAGCUGGUUAUCGACUACCCCGAGGUGAAGCGCUGGGUCUUCAAAGCGGACCACGACUUUGGCGGGAACGGGACGGCCUUCUGCGAUGUCACGGCACACCUUCGGUGCUACACGUGGGUCCUGAACGAGAGGCGCCGCUACGGCCCCGAGAUUUGGAAGAAAAGCUGGGCACACGAACCGGCUUUGGCGAAGAUCUCCCAGGAGCUGCCGGGCCUUUUAGCACAGCACGCCCGGGCUGUCAAUGAGAAACGAUUUCCUACGUGGGGGAAAUUCCUCCAAACGUUUGUGCGUCAAGGUGGAAUCAUCGAGGCCUUCCCGCCCUCGGACAGCAUCACCAACAUCACGGUGGACAUGCUGAUAGAGCCGACGGGAGCCAUCGCCAUGGUUUCCUGCGGGGACCAGUUCCACGCCGACGGGCCCUUCCGCUCCUCGGGAACCACCCUCCCGCAGGCCUCCGUCGAGCCCCAAGCCCUGAACGCGCUCUGCUUCCAGGUCGGAGAGGCCUGCCGAAACCGGGGCGUGGUGGGCUAUUUCUCCAUCGACUUCGCCACCUUCAUCCACCCCCGCACACUGGGGCAGCAGGUAUGGGCCAUCGAUCUCGAUCUCCGUUAUAGCGACCACCUGGCUUCAACUCAGCUCUUGCUUUAUGUCACGAACGGAAAGCUGGAUUGCAGUUUAAGCCGCUUCCAAGUGCAGCUCGUUCCAAAGAAACCCAAAAGCCGGCACGUCCAGAGACAACCACCCGAAGCGGGCCCCAUUGUCAGCCGCUAUGCCGUCAUGAGCACUUCGAUCAGACACGCCAACCUGUCCAUCAUCUACUACAGCGUCUUCCUUCAGAUGUGCAAAGCGCAUGGGAUUGGAUAUGAUCUCGAGCUAAGAGAAGGGAGCAUUUUUAUCCCCUUUGAAGACCAGAAGAGACACAGAUUUGGGAUGAUAUGCAGGUUAAUGAGCAUGCGAAGAAGUCAUGAAAUGCUGCAAGAGGACCUGGAGAUGUCCCUCAAACGAGGGGUUGCCUGUGGAAGGGACCUUCUUGCGCCCCGGACAGGAGUGGGCUCUUCUGAGGCAGAGUUGCAUCCUCCCAGAAAUUUGCAAUCCAUCGUUUCGGAUACAUACAGAUAUAUAUUAUUAUAUUUAUUAUAAUUAAUUAUAAUUUAUUAUUAUUAUUUUAUUGUAUGACACAGCAAACAAGAUAGACAUGCUGGAUUUCAUAUCACAAAAUCACAAGUCGAACCCUUCCCAAGCGUCUAGGACUGUGUGAUGUAUUUUUGGAUGAUGCACACAGAUCCCAGUCGGGUGGCCUUUUGCAGUUGGCAGAUUGUGAUUUUGUCAAUGUCUAUUGUUUCCAAAUGCCGGCUGAGAUCUUUUGGCACGGCACCCAGUGUGCCCAUCACCACCGGGACCACCUGCACUGGUUUCUGCCAGAGUCUUUGAAGUUCAAUCUUGAGGUCCUGAGAGCGGCUGAGUUUUUCCUGUUGUUUUUCGUCAAUGCGACUGUCACCUGGGAUGGCAACAUCAAUGAUCCAAACCUUUUUCUUUUCCACAACUGUGAUGUCUGGUGUGUUGUGUUCCAGAACUUUGUCAGUCUGGAUUCGGAAGUCCCACAGUAUCUUUGCGUGCUCAUUUUCCAAUACUUUAGCAGGUUUGUGAUCCCACCAGUUCUUUGCUGCUGGGAGGUGGGACUUGAGGCACAAGUUCCAAUGAAUCAUUUGGGCCACAUAGUUGUGCCUCUGUCUGUAGUCUGUCUGUGCAAUUUUCUUACAGCAGCUGAGGAUAUGAUCAAUGGUUUUGUCAUUAUUAUUAUUAUUUUUAAGUUCAGUCUACCAUGUGACAGAUUUUCCAUUUAUACUGUCUGGUCAGUACUUGCUUGUGCUGGACACACUAACCACAGCACUGGAAGAUGGCAGUGAACUCUGAGAAGUGGAUGAAUGGGAAGAUACACCUAACCAGUUCCAACCAUUUUGGGGGUCACUGGUCUGGCCUGGCAAGCUUUGCCCAACUGCUAAGUAAGGGCUGCUUACCGGGCACCUUCUUCCACUUUCUAUUAUGACAAGGUCCCUCAAAGAUCUCAGGAAAUGUGUCCAGUGCAGAACGAGUGCGGGAGCUGCUUCUCGUUUGCUUGAAUGAUGCUCCCAUUUGCGUCCACAAAGUGACACUGGGUCUCCGUGGGUCUGAUGGCACCACCCCUGAGCUCCUGAGAGCAGAGACCACCACGAAUCCUCUCAAUGGCCCAGGUCGUGUUGAAGAUGAUGCCAUCAUUGCCGAAUUGGACCCAGCCGCUCACAUCAGAGAGCUUGCUUUAGGUGGGAUGCCCAACCCCACUGAAAUCUGUCGCACCUCAGGUUAGCUUCACCUUGCUAAAGACACCAAGCCACACACAGGAAGUAGUCUUUUGUAGUUUAUUUAAGAAAUAGGCAACGGAUAGUUCAUAAAAGGGUAAAAGAUCAGUUCCAAAAGAUAGGUACAAAAUCCAGGCUGUAAGCAAUAAGUCCAUAGGGACACUGAGCAUAGAACAAGGUCCUUUUCAUGGAAGCCAAAAGUCCCAACAGAAUAUAUCCAUGAGAUAUUACAGGAAGGCAAACUUGGCACAGGAAAGCAGACUUGCUUCUAGAUCACGCAAUGGAGUUGCAUUGACAGAGAGCUCUCUCUCUAUGAGCAGACUGUUUUAAAUGCAUGACAUAAAGGCGUUCCUUUGCCCUUUGAACUCUCGUUUAUUGGCUAUGCGAAGGCUUCUCCGCAACCCUCUAAAUUCCAGUCUCGUAGCCCGAUCGAGAUCCCCAGAGUCAAGGCCACUGAGCUCAUUAUCAGACAACAAAGUGCUAUCCUCCCUUUCCACUCCCUGCACCUGAAAUUCCUCGUUAGAAACAACAUCAUGAUUUAUUCCCAUGGGAACAACUCCCUGCUCUUCAUCUCCCACAGCUGGAACGCUCCUAUAAUUCCCAGCAUCAGAAUCAUCUGCCCAUCCAACUACAGGUCCUUUCUGCCACUACUAUUUUGCACUUUACUGAGAAAUCUACCUCUCCCAUUUGAUAUAUUUUGCACUUUGGCCCAAAUCCUUGUUUUUACUCUUCUGCUUUUAAUAUCUUAUGUUAUAUGUUGAUUAUUAUGAUGGUUUUAUCGAUAUUGAUGUUUUAUUGUUGGUAUAAUUGUUUAUCAUUUUAUUGUUGUAUGUUUUCGGGCUUGGUCCCCAUGUAAGCCGCUCCGAGUCCCCAUUGGGGAGUUGGGGCGGGGUAUAAAAAUAAAGUUAUUAUUAUUAUUAUUA